Molecule: messenger RNA, 2367 nt
Organism: Saccoglossus kowalevskii
Lineage: Eukaryota; Metazoa; Hemichordata; Enteropneusta; Harrimaniidae
Product: reticulocyte-binding protein 2 homolog a-like
Source: RefSeq, a predicted model, not a curated record
ACAUGUCUCAGAGUUCCUCACUCAUGUUAUCUGUCUGCCACAGCUGUUAAAAAGCCAAGGACACAAGCGAAGUCGGCACCACGUAAGAGGUCUGUAUCAACCUCGGCAAAAAAGAAAACCCCAGCCAAGCAAGUUUCUAGCGACAGCAUCAGCAGUCUUAGCAGUGACUCUAGCGAUGAAGAAGAUAAAAUCAGUAGUUGGAAGAAAAAAGAUGAAGAAAGAAGACGACAGCGAGAAGAAGCUAAAAAGCAAGAAGAAGAGGAAGCGUUAAAACAGCAGCGGGAACGGGAAAAGCAAGAGGAAGAAGAAGAGAAGUUGGAGAAAGAAAAAAGGAAAAAGAUGAAAGAUGAAAAAAGACACAAAAAAGACGAUAAGAAAAGUGAAAAGUCUAAAGAUGAAGAUAAGUCAGAUAAAGCCCGACGGAAAGAAGAAGAAAAACUGGAAAAGGCAAGAAGAAAAGAAGAGGAGAAAACGAGGAAGAAAGAAGAGAAGCUGGAGAAGAAGAGGCAAGAAGCAAGGGAAAAGAAGCGAAAAGAACUUGAGCAAAAGAAACAAGAAAAGGAAAGAGAACGGCGAGAAAGGUUAGAGAAAGAGAAAAAGCUGAGACUUGCAAAAGAAAAAGAAGAAAAGAAAGUGGCAGAGAAUGACGAUGACAAGAAGAAAAGUGCAGAGAAAAUUAAGAAAAUCACUGAACUGGCAGAAAAACACAAAAAGCAGAAAGAAGAACAAAAAGAAAAACAAGAGAUUUUGAAAAAAAGGCCUGAGAAAUUAGAUGAAAAGGAACUCAAGAAGCUUGAGAAGAGAAGAAAUACCGAGUUAGAAGCAAUGCUAGAAGAACACCAUAUGACAGUAAAACAGUCACUAGCAAUGGAAAAUCAGGAUUUUGAUCGUUGCAUCAAAGCCUUGGCUGACAUUGAUUGUAUGGAAUUAAGUGGUGCUAUGUUUAAAAAGAACACAGAUUUUCUACAAACACUGAAAAAGAUAAAAAAAUACAAAGGAAACAAAAGAGUGCGAGAGAAAGCUGAUUACUUAUACAAUAAAAUAAAACACAUAUUUCUGAAGGAAGGUGAUGCUAAUGCCAAUGCAGUCAGUCGGGUAGUCUAUGAAAAACUUAAAAUAAAACAACAGAUGAAACAAGCAAAGCAAGCAGUUUCAGGUGAAAUACAAAAACCGAAAUCGGUGGAGAAUGGUGAAGAGAAGACAAGUGUUGAUGCUAAUAACAAAAUUGCAGACACGCAACAAAAUACAGGAAAUAUUGUUGAAAUGGAGACAACAGAAAAACCUACAGAAAACACAGAACAGACAGAUACACAUAAAAACAUUGAACCAGACCCGACAAUACCAAAAUCAACAGAAUCAAUUGUUGACUCAGAAAAAACAAUUGAGCCUUCUUUAGAAGUACCCCCUCAAACAGCAGAAGAAGAUGAAACAGCGCCCUCACAUGAAACAGAGUCGGCCACUGAAAUAGUGACCCCUGUCAGUGAUGCAGUAAUCGACAGCAAAGACAGUGAACUAAAUACUGAAAAACAACAUGAACUUGAGAAAACUGACAACACCACUGAAAAAAUGUCAAGUCCAAAAGAACGGGAAGACGGGGAAUAUUUUUCAUCUGAGGAUAUGCCAGAAAAAGAGGAGGAAUAUUAUCCCCCCAUGGAGGAGGAGGAGGAUUACUAUCCUUGUAAUGAGGAGAAUGCUGAGGAGAAUGUUGAGGAAAGAGUUAAUGAACAAGGAGUUGAUGAACAGGGUGUUGAAGGAGGAGAAUUACCAAUGGAAUUAUCAGAACAAGAAGACAAUGAGAACCCAAUAUCAAGUAUACAGUUCUCUACACAAUCAAGUUCAGCACCAAUGCCAAUGUCAUUACCACCACCCCCUGUACCACCACAAAGUUUACAACGAUUCAUGCCACCCCCACCAAUGCCACCACCAAGUCUACAAAGGUUAAUGCCACCUCCACCCAUACAUCCAUUUAAUGUGGAUAGGUCAUUUAGUAAUGAUGAUAUGGAUUUAGAUUCUGGGGAUGAAGAAACAGCAAAUAUACAGAUGGUGUGAAUAACAAUACUCUGAAUUUGAACACCAGUAUUUUUUUAUUGCAUUAGUUGGACAUUUUAAAUAAAGACUGACGAUAUUGAAUUGAGUCGCUCGCCAUAAUGAAUUGUGCUGAGAUGUCAGAUGUUUUGAACUGUGAGAUGUUGGACAUUUUGAACCGAGAUGUCCGCCAUUUUGAACCGAGAUGUCAUCCAUUUUGAACCGAGAUGUCAUCCAUUUUGAACCGAGAUGUCAUCCAUUUUGAACCGAGAUGUCAUCCAUUUUGAACCGAGAUGUCAUCCAUUUUGAACUGAGAUGUCGGCCAUUUUGAACCGAGAUGUC